Mercurialis annua (annual mercury) is the source of this 1223-nucleotide messenger RNA. Its product is annotated as probable carboxylesterase 2. Bases 82 to 1035 code for a protein of 317 amino acids. The transcript has a single exon. The record is from RefSeq and is a predicted model, not a curated record. Lineage: Eukaryota; Viridiplantae; Streptophyta; Magnoliopsida; Malpighiales; Euphorbiaceae. Gene Ontology annotation, molecular function: hydrolase activity.
AAGCAUACAUUCUGUUCAGAUACAAAUCAAACUUUGUUCUUAAUUUGCAACUUCAAUCUCUCCCUUAAUUUCUUUUCUAAAAUGGAUCAUCCCGUUAAAGGAGAAAUAUCUCAUGAAAUUUUUCCUUUCAUUCGACAAUACAAAGAUGGAACUGUCGAGAGACUUGCAGGUACAGAAAUUGCUCCGGCAGGAUUGGAUCCUGAAACUAAUGUUUUGUCCGUAGACACUGUUAUCAUACAAGAAACUGGCGUUUCAGCUAGAUUCUACCGGCCCAGUUCAGCCAAACUUGGCCAGAAGCUUCCUCUUGUAAUUUACUAUCACGGUGGUGGAUUUUUCGUCUCGUCCACCGCUGAUCCGAAGUACCACCAUUCUCUAAACAAGAUAGUAGCUGAGUCAAAUAUUGUUCUUGUUUCGGUUGACUACAGGUUAGCCCCUGAGAAUCCUCUUCCGACAGGAUACCAUGAUUCUUGGGCUGCACUCCAGUGGGUAGCUACUCAUGGCAAGACAAAUGCAUGGCUGAAGGAUUACGUUGACUUUGACAGAGUCUUCUUGGCCGGAGAUAGCUGCGGAGCUAACAUGGCGCAUCACUUUGCCUUACGGCUCAACGGAUCGGAACUGGGUCAAGAGCUGGAGAUACAAGGGAUUGCUAUGUUGUUUCCUUACUUUUGGGGAAAAGAUCCGAUUGGAGAGGAAAUCACUGAUCAUUUCAGGAAAUCAAUGGUGGAUUCAUGGUGGAUGUACGUUUGUCCGUCGGAUAGAGGAUGUGACGACCCGCUGAUAAACCCGUUUACAGACGGAUCUCCGAGUCUUGAAGGGUUGGCUUGCAAGAGAGUGGUGGUUAUAGUUGGGGAGAAGGAUAUAUUGAGAGACAGAGGAAGGGUUUAUUUUGGAAAUUUAGUGAGCAGUGGGUGGAAAGGGAGUGCAGAGAUGGUGGAAAUAAAAGGAGAGGAUCAUGUUUUUCAUAUAUUUGAUCCUAAUUGUGACAAUGCUCGGAGUUUGUUCAAGCGUCUACAUACUUUCUUCAAUCAAUCAUGAUUUAAUUUUUAUCACUUCUUUGUUUCUUUGAAUUCUAUUGUGUGUUCGUGUGCUAGUUGAGAGUUUUCUGUUUGGUAAUGUUUCUUUUAGGGCUGUGAAUCCUGUGAUUGGUUGAAAGAUGGCCAAAAUCAACAUAAUCAAAUCUGUAAAGAAAAAUUGAAUUUAUUUGGUUUGGUAAUUCAGUUAAA